Molecule: messenger RNA, 825 nt
Organism: Symbiodinium pilosum
Lineage: Eukaryota; Dinophyceae; Suessiales; Symbiodiniaceae
Source: the annotation of a GenBank genome assembly
AUGACCUUGCUGGCUGCAUUCUCCAGCUUUCACGAUGUUGAACUGAAUGGGGCGCUGAACAUGUUUGAAUUCACCAAACGGUACGAUCCAUCCAAUCCCGUCAUACCCAUGAGUGGCGAGCUGCGUGCUGACCUAUUCCAGGACUUGUUGGAGUGGGAGGCCAAGGCUGACACAGUGCUUGCCCUUGGUACCUCCCUGGCUGGCAUGAAUGCAGACCGUCUGGCCACUGCAGCUGCAGAGCGGCAUCAAAAAAGUAUCGCUGCCAAAGCAUCGGAAAGUGCUGGUGGCGGACUGGUGAUUUGCAGCCUCCAGCGUACUCAGUACGACCACUUGGUAUCCAUCCGCUUCUGGGCAAAGCUGGACAUCCUGGCGAAGCUUAUCUUGGAAGAGCUGAGCGAUUUGGGUCCUCACAGUGUGCCGUCCGCGGGGCCCACCCGAGCAUAUUACCCUGUGGAAAGCUUUGUGAGCAACCGCAGUCUGCUCGAGGAGCGAACUGUAGCCAAGGAGAAUGACAUCUAUUUGGUUCCUUACAGCCCAUUUACUGGAGUUCGGCUGGAGAAUCAUGAGUCACUUCUCCCGAGCCAAUUGACUCGCCUAGAUUUGUCUGAAGAUGCUGAGGUGAAGCUGAUGCAAGGCCUUUAUGCAGGCGACACCGGCGAGGUGGUUGGGAAACAGCUUGAAGGCCACUGGAAGAUACGAUUCCAGCAUCCCUUGAAGCCAGGAGCAAAUCUGAAGCGACCUUUCGAGCGCAUACUGGGCACUUGGUGGGUGGCUUCAGCCAUCAUGGGAGAGGUGAUUCAGAUACCCGUGGUCAACGUUGCAUGA